AUGAAAUUCCUAAUCCUAGCUUUUGCUAUCAUGGCUUGCACCCAAGCAGCUUUGGUCAGUCCUCGUAAAGAAAAUCCAUUCAAAGUUGUAAUGGAACAAAAGGGAGACGUUAGAGGUCUGUCACUCCAAGAUAGAGAAAAGGUUUGCAAUGGAUGUGUUGGCUUCUUCACUAAGGUCCAAAAGUACAUCGAAGAGGUUGGUGAACUGUCCAAGGAACAUCUGACCAAAGCUUUCAAGGUAAAAUACGAGCUCAUAACUGCCUUCUAAAAUAAAAAAAAAUUUUUUUUUCCAAAUUAAAAAAUUGCAAGAACUUUCUUUAGAAAACCAAAAAUGGCAAGGACUUUCUUUACAAAACCAAAAAUGGCAAGAACUUUCUUUACAAAACAAAAAAUGGCAAUAAUUUUCUUUACAAAGCAAAAAAUGGCAAGAACUUUCUUUACACACGUUUAAAAUGACAUUUUUACGAUUAAAAUUUUUAGAAAGUCUGUGACAACCUGCCAGAAGACCUUCCAGGACACCAUGAAAUUUGUGACAUUUGGUCGCCAAAGAUUAUUGACUACGUUUACGAACACUACAAGGGUUUGGCUGACAAUAUUAAGCCACAGGAAACUUGUGAGCUUCUAUUCUUGUGUCAACGCCACACCACUCUGGCUCCUACCACGAUUACCGUGCCUCCAGAGACCAUUGAACCAUAA
This is a messenger RNA of Bursaphelenchus okinawaensis, 695 nucleotides long. The record is from the annotation of a GenBank genome assembly. NCBI's taxonomy places the organism in Eukaryota, Metazoa, Nematoda, Chromadorea, Rhabditida, Aphelenchoididae.